AUGCAGCCGAUUGUUGCCCUCAUGCUCGCCGCCCUUCCGGCGGCGAUGGCUCAAUGUGCCAAAAACAACUGCCUCCGGGAAGUCGCGGGAACCCGAGCCCGGGUUGUUCCCAUGUCCAGCCGCCGUGAUGACUGCUCGGACUUUAUGACUACCACAAUCUUUCAGGGUGCAGGUUUCCAAAAUAACACCCAUCUUGUGCCCACCUAUAUCACCAAGUGUGCUGGCAACUCUGCCUACUCCUCGGCUUGCAGCUGCUGGGGCAUCACCGCAGCCGUCAUCACGAUUGGACCCAAUAUCACCACCACAGAGCCCCCGGUCGUCUCCACGACCGAAGAGCCAACAUUCGUUACUACUACGGAAAUCGAGUCUACCCCGUUCCCGAGUUCGUCGGAGUUCACAACCACUGAGGUCCCUAGCACCACUGAAUCCCCCACGGAAACGCCUACCACGUUUGAGACCUCGACUAUCACUGAGUCGCCCUCCAGCAGCGAGGAGCCGACCACUUCGUCUACGACGGAAGAGUCCUCCACCACCGCCGGGCCAGUGAGCUCAUCCGAGACAGAGACCGAGACCAAUGGCCCGGUCUCUGAGACCAGCACUUCCGAGGCCCCCGUCUCUACCACUUUAGGGGAAUCCACCACGGCAGCCAGCUCAACUGAAGUCUCAACAACUGAGAUCUCAUCCACGGUAAUCAGCUCGACAGAGGUCUCAUCCACCGAGACAAGCUCUUCAGAGGGUACGGCUUCCGAAGAGCCCACUUUCGUCAGCACUACGGGAGCGUCCACAACUGAAGAGCCUACUCUGACCAGCUCAACUCAGGUCUCUACGACUGAAGAGCCCACGACGGUUCGCUCGACUGAAGUCUCUACGACUGAGGCGCCAGUCAGCUCAACCGAGACGGCCACCACCGGGCCUGUCACUGAGACCACCACGGAGGAGAGCACAAUGAUGAGCUCAACUGAGACUACUACGGAAACCAGCACUUCUGAGCCCAGUGGGACCAGCUCGACUGAGGGACCGUCGACAACUGAAGGAUCUACAGUGAUCAGCUCUACUGAAGUUCCCACCUCAACGGAAGAGCCCACUCUUACGAGCUCGUCUGAGACAGCCACUGUGGAGCCGACCUUCAUCAGCACGACGGGGAGCCCCUCUGACACCAGCACUGCGGCGCCUUCCAGCAGCACCGAGGAGCCAAGCUCUACCAUUCCUUCCACGACAGAGGAGCCUAGCUCUACUGCUGUUCCCACGACCUCAGAGGCACCCAGUUCGGCCAUUGCCUCCACCACAGAGGAGUCCAGUUCUACUGUCGCCUCUACCAGUGAAGAGGCAAGCUCUACCGCUGCUUCCAGCACAGAAGAGUCUAGCUCAACCGCUAGCUCCUCGACUGAGGAGCCUAGCUCGACUGUGGUUUCGAGCACAGAGGCGCCCAGCUCAACAGUUGUCUCCACGACUGAAGGCUCCAGCUCAGCCGCGGCCUCUACUACCGAGGAGUCCAGCUCUUCUGCAGCAUCAUCUACUGAAGAAGCUAGCUCUACCAUCGCUUCCAGCACGGUAGAGCCUAGUUCAGCUACUAGCUCGUCAACUGAGGAGCCUAGCUCAACUGCGGCUUCCACCACAGAGGCAGCCAGCUCAACAGCUGUCUCAACGACCGAAGGCACCAGCUCAACCGCAGCCUCUACCACCGAGCCCAGCUCCACUGCAGCAUCGUCUACUGAGGAGCCGACCUCAACUGUAGCCCCUAGCAGCGAGGCCAGCUCCAGUGCCGCUUCGACUUCAGAAGAGCCAACCUCUACCGCCGUCUCUACUACUGAGGAGCCUACUUCCACUGUAGCCUCUACAACCGGGGAGGCAAGCUCUACAGCUGUAUCGAGCACGGAGGAGCUUAGCUCAACUUUCGGCUCGUCGACUGAAGAAUCAAGCUCGACGAUCGCCUCCACGACUGCAGAGCCCAGCUCAACCAUUCUGACUACCACUACUGAAACUCUCUCGUCGGAGACCGGCUCCACAGCGGCCUCGACCUCAAGCGAGGAGCCAAGCUCUGCUGCUGUCUCUACCACUACAGAGGUAAGCUCGACUGCUGCCUCGACGACCGAGGAACCCAGCUCGACCGUUCUGGCCACUACGACUGAGACUGUCUCGCCGUCGUCGGAGGCCAGUUCGGCUGAGGCCACGACAUCAACGGAGGAGCCAAGCUCCGCCGCUGCUUCCACGACUGCAGUAGAGCCCAGCUCGACUGUUGUGGUCACGGCGACGGAGACGCUCUCAUCAGCAUCAGAGACCACCAGCACGCCUGAGGUCACCACCUCGACUGAGACGACGAUUGUGGCUCCCACGUUCGUCAGCACCACGGAGGGAUCCACUGAGGCAAGUACCACUGAGGCCAGCACUGCUGGCGCCAGCAGCACAGAGGCGGCGGCGAGCAGCGCUGAAAGCAACACUACUACUGCGGCGGCGAGUACCACUGAGUCCAGCAGCAUUGAGGUGAGCACAAGUACCAGCACUGUUACGGAGACGGCGAGCAGCGCCGAGGCGAGCACUACCGAGGUGAGCACCACUGAGCCAACAUCGGCGACGAACUCAACUGAAGCCCCCAAUAGUAACGCAACUGAGGUUGCAGCGAGCUCGACUGCGGCUCCGAGCUCCAUCGAGGCUUCGUCGACAAACGUAGAGCCCGUCUUGACGGGCAUUACCCAGUCCCCGGAGUCUACGGAGUCGAGCGGAGUCGAGUCUUCGACGGAAGUAUCCCCUACAUCACUGUCGACAUUUACUACAAGAACCACGCAAGAGCCUGGCGCUACCGAAUUUCCCACUUUUGAUUCUACCAUCACCGAGAUCCCCAGCUCAACCGUAUCCAGUACCUUUGAGCCCAGCAUCACAAAUCUCAGCUCUUCUGAACCCAAUACCACUCAGACGCCAUCCAUAACUGAAGCUCCAACUUCCAGCUCGUCUAGCAGCACCUCGAGUCCCACAACCACGAGUGAGUGUGCCCGCGGCCUCGAAUAUGCCUUCUACGACCUGUCCCCCGGCAACGGCAAGGGCCUCAUACCCAACAACGGGCCCGGCAAUAGGUACAGAGACUUUUUCAAUGUGGCCAGCGUCAAGGGCGUCACUCCCAACAUCACCGGCGUCUCCAAUCAAAUCAGUUAUACCGCGGGCUGCGACUCCGAAGACAUUCCUACCAUCGAUGGCGUCGACCGCCCGGGGUACCACCCCGACUACGCCGCCCUCGCCCACCGCACCUACUUCAAAGUUCCCUCCAACGGCACCUACACUGUCAACGUCCGUGGCGACGAGAUCACACUGGUCUGGAUCGGCAUCAACGCGGUCCAGGGCUGGACUGUUGAGAAUGCCAAUGUUAUUUCCGAUGUCAGCGAGAGUCCCGCUACGUAUUCGUUUGACGCCGUUGAGGGUGACUAUUUGCCUAUUCGGGUUCUUUAUGUCAACGCGCAAGGGUGCUCGCAGCUUUCCGUAACCCUACUCGAUCAGGAGACCUCGUACCUCACCUCGGCUCGUGACAGUGAGGCUAUUGUCCAGAGCUGCGCGAAUGAGUACGCUCCCGAGUGGCCUGCAUGGGAAGAUGAGUUGUAA
Molecule: messenger RNA, 3588 nt
Organism: Thyridium curvatum
Lineage: Eukaryota; Fungi; Ascomycota; Sordariomycetes; Thyridiales; Thyridiaceae
Exons: 2
Coding region: 1-3588 (1195 amino acids)
Source: RefSeq, a predicted model, not a curated record